CCAAAUUUAUGUCGCGCAUUUCAAAUUUCAAAACAAACGAGUCGCGCUUGUCAACAGUGAGAAUGGAUGCGGUGGCUGAACGUCGAAUUGUCUCGUUCAAACCAAUGCAGAACGAAUACAUGUAGCGUGUUGAAGCAUUUGUGCUGAUAUGUGUUUGUUUUUUAACACAAUAAUCACCAUAAAUCGUUUCUGCGCUUCUCUGAGUGAAGAUCAUCCGACUGCACGAAAUGGAAGCUCGUGGGAUAUCAUCUGAAGGCUCAAACAGCGCAGUGAAAGCUCCCUCCAUCGAGGACUUCGUGCUGGUCAAACCCAUCAGUCGAGGAGCCUUUGGGAAGGUUUACCUCGCCAGAAAGAAAUGCAACUCCAAACUCUAUGCAGUCAAGGUGGUGAAAAAAGCAGACAUGGUGGAUAAGAACAUGACUGAUCAGAUGAGAGCUGAGAGAGAUGCGCUGGCUCUCAGUAAAAGCCCUUUUAUUGUGCACCUGUUUUACUCUUUACAGACUGCAACUAAAGUCUAUCUGGUGAUGGAGUAUCUGAUUGGUGGAGAUGUAAAAUCACUUCUUCAUAUUUAUGGGUACUUUGAUGAGGACAUGUCUCUGAAAUACAUCUCAGAGGUUGCGCUCGCUCUGGAUUACCUUCACAGACACAGCAUUAUUCACAGGGACUUAAAACCAGACAACAUGCUCGUCUCAAAUGAGGGUCACAUUAAACUCACGGACUUUGGGCUCUCCAAGGUUAAACUUGACAGGGAACUAAACCUGAUGGACAUUUUAACCACACCUUCUCUGGUGAAACCUAAGAAAGAUUAUUUCAGGACACCUGGUCAAGUUCUGUCACUGAUAAGCUCUCUUGGCCUCAAUACCCCAGUUUCAGAAGGCAAGCGUCACAGCAGCACAGUGUUGGGCAGCCCCAUGUCCUGCGGCAAUGUCAAGCAGAGGAAUAGUUCUCUGUGUUCACCUCUGCUGAAGAGACGGGCUGAUCAUCUCAAUUCACCAGUAUGCACAACUCGAGCUCUAGGAUCCAACAGUGUGUUUAGUCCUGGCCUGUUGGCUAGGAGUUUGACACCAAGGCUGAUGAAAUCAAGGAAGAGUGUUGGGAGUGCCCACUCAUGCCUGUUACCAUCCACCACUGACUCUGAAGACUGUGUCAGUCCGAUGUGGGAAGAUGAGCAGAAUUUUCAAGAUGGCGAGAACCUUCCACAGUUAAAUGGAAGAGAAGUAGGAAAAAGAAUGUCAAGAAACAUUCCCUUGACACCCGUGGAAAGGAGGAGGAUGUUUCCAGCACGAGCUCAAGAUCACAGCACUGUUUUGACUCCACUCAAUAACCAAGUGGACAAUAGCAGAAUUAUUAAACCAGAUAUUUCUGCAAAGAGGCUCCAAUUCAAUGCAUCUGACCGCUCUGCUACUCCACUGGGUAAGGCUGAUCCCCAUCAAUCAUUUGGGAACGGUCUUAUGAAACCGGAGCCGCCAACAGAGCCCAAAUCCUCAGUAAAGAGAGCUUUUGACGAAGUAGAGAAAAGCCCAGAUCAGGCUGAGGUCCAUUGCAAGAAAAACGACACCGUGUACAAGAGGUCUUUCCACAUUCCUGAGGACAACUCAAGGGCCCACACAGGCUUGACAGGAAUUUUCUCCACUGUGGGGCUUGAUGAUGUUAAAAGUGCACCAAUAUGUCAACAGAUGAGUGAGAGAAUGGGCCCAAAGCAAUCUAGUCCCAUAGCCGUGGCCAAAAAUCUCUUCUGUGAUCUCGAAGAUCAAGUUGAGGAGGUGACUUUGCCUAAAACAGAGGCCAACUCGAGCUCCCUGACCUCACCCGGUGAUGACCGAAAUAUCAGAAGAAGCCUUAGCUUAGAUUCGGACGGCUCAGUCCAUGAGAUGUCAGUGGUUAAACAAGAGGCUUUGUCAUCCUCUUUUGAGGAGCUGGAUGAAAACGAGAUUUCUGUAGUCACACCGGCGGCCCGGCCCACCUUGGCUACACCAAAGCACAGCAGUGCAAAGCAGCAACGGGUUAAAUCUGAGCGUUCUCUUCUUGACCAUCCUCGUGGGUUGUCUGACAGUAUGGUCAAAUCACCUGGCUUUCUCAAACCCAAGAACGUGGUUGCAUUUAGGAGCUACUGCAGCUCCAUAAACCGCUCUUGUACUUCACAUCUCAGCCUGGCCUCUUUGGAUGGCAUGGAGUUGUCUGCGUCAGCUUCCUUCCACAAUGACCAGUCUGCAGUGACUCCAGUUCAGAAGAAAAGGCCCAGUCUGAGCAGCUCACUUUACCAGACUCCACAGCAGAUGGUUGUGUCUCACACUCCCUAUAGGACACCAAAAAGUGUUCGUAGAGGUCCAGAACGUGUGGAAGGGGCUCUUAUCCUGGGAACUCCUGAUUACUUGGCACCGGAACUUUUAUUAGGCAAAGCUCAUGAUUUCAUGGUGGACUGGUGGGCGUUAGGUGUCUGUCUGUUCGAGUUCCUCACAGGAGUCCCGCCGUUUAAUGAUGAGACCCCUCAGCUGGUGUUCCAGAACAUUCUCAACAGAGAUGUACCAUGGCCAGAUGGAGAAGAGGAGUUAACCCAGAACGCAAGAAAUGCCAUAGAGAUUCUUCUCACUAUGGAUUCAACCAAGCGUGCUGGCUUAAAAGAGCUGAAGGAUCAUCCGUUCUUUGAAGGUGUGGACUGGGAAAACCUUCACCAUCAGUCUAUGCCCUUCAUCCCUCAGCCUGAUGAUGAGACUGACACCUCCUACUUUGAGGCGAGAAACACGGCCCAGCAUCUCACUGUAUCAGGCUUCAGUCUGUAACACACACACACACACUGUAGCACAGUGGACUGAGUAUGUUCAGGUACAAGCUCUAAUGAAUGCAGGUCCCACAGUGCUCUUGUUUGUCCUUCUGUCUUCAUUCAUGUUGGAAAGUGUCCUGAAAUGCAGUGAGGUGGUGUUUUUUAACACUUAUGCACAUACAUGCUGCAAGACUUGUUGUAUAAAAUCUUCCGUCAUGUUUGUUUGGAAAAAGUAAUAUAUUAUGUAACACUAAUGUACUGCACAUUUAGAUCGAAGACAUUGCUAUUUUUACUCAUGUAUUCUUGAAAACUAUGCUUGUCGGACUGUUAUUUUAACAAGCUAAAUGUUUUAUCUAGUCUACAGCAAGUAUGAUUCUGAACAUGGUUGCUGCUUAAAAAAAAAAUUAUCUUUUUGUCAAUUUAUAAUCAUUUGAUACAUAGACAACACUUUGAAAAUGUGGUUUAGAAGACUUGCCUAUGUUUUAGAUGAUUCUAGAAAUGUUUGUUAAAUAAAAUAAAAUUGUAUUAAUAAUCAAGCAUUAUUUCUGAAUUAAUUCACUUUGAAUAUUAAAACGUGCUGUUUUUUUACCAUGUAAGCAUAAAUACAUUUCACUACCUGAGGGGUAGUGCUUACUUUCUAACAUGUGUAAAAAGUAAUCAGAAUACAAUAUCUAAUAUGUGCAAUCCAAUACAUUACUGUACAAUUUUUGUCAUGUAAUUUAUAAUCAGUAAUGAACUACAAUGUGUAAGUAAUUUACCCAGCACUGAUUAUAUUACAUUUAAUGAUGUAAGUGUUAUCGUAGCAUUAAUAUGGUGCAAUAUGGGAAUACAAACCACUCAGAUUUUCAUAAGCUUUUAAUAAUGCUUUAGUCUAACGUAUUGAAUGACAUGUAUUGUGACAGUGGAGAAACAUGCGUUGAUCAUCUGCACAAUUUAUGCAAAAUUUGAAAUGUUUAAUAGGAACAUAGUGUGUUUAGUCUGAACAAAAGCAUUAAAUCAAGAACCUCCUGCUCUACAGACGAUAACAGACAUGAAUUAUAUAUGCAAAUGCUACAUUACAGUAUAGUACAAUUAAAAAACAACUUUUUCCAAGUAUAUAUUUUUGCACAUAUCUAAUAUACAAUUAUUAAAGGAAUUAUUAACAUUAUUGACUAAUUUACACAAACUACAAUGAAACAAAACACUUGCAUUUUUCAGUAACAAAAAAAUUAAAUAAAAAACUACCUCUGUAAAUGAUUCAUUAAAAUUCAGCCUUAUAUUAGUCAGAGGGUUAUAAACAUUACACAUUAUUUCAGCUCUUAAUUUCUCACUGUCUUCACAUUCAUCAAAAGUGCUUUGCAAUUUAACCCGGGUAGUUUUCGAUCUCAAAUACAUCCUGCAAACAUUGAGAAAGAUUUUAAACUUCUCAUGCAUACAGUCCUUGCAGUAAUAAUUCACCAUAGCCAUGAAUUAACAUAAGUAACAAUGCAACCGUGUUGAGAAAUGAAUUUACAAAAUACAGUGGACCCAAAAA
This is a messenger RNA of Cyprinus carpio (common carp), 4274 nucleotides long. Its product is annotated as microtubule associated serine/threonine kinase-like. Gene Ontology annotation, cellular component: nucleus. The record is from RefSeq and is a predicted model, not a curated record. The coding region runs from base 228 to 2780 and encodes 850 amino acids. Gene Ontology annotation, biological process: intracellular signal transduction; peptidyl-serine phosphorylation. NCBI's taxonomy places the organism in Eukaryota, Metazoa, Chordata, Actinopteri, Cypriniformes, Cyprinidae. The transcript has 13 exons. Gene Ontology annotation, molecular function: protein serine/threonine kinase activity; ATP binding.